Messenger RNA from Entrophospora candida, 1773 nucleotides. Lineage: Eukaryota; Fungi; Glomeromycota; Glomeromycetes; Entrophosporales; Entrophosporaceae. The record is from the annotation of a GenBank genome assembly.
AUGGGAAAACCCAAAAGUGAAGUUUGGAGACAUUAUACUUCAUAUGACACCGAAGCAAAUGCUCCGACAGUAAAAUGCAAUUAUUGUGAUAAAACAUACAAACAAGGAGUUGCAACAAGGAUGCAAGCACAUUUGAACGACGAAUGCAAUAAUGCCCCAGAAAAUUCAAAAGUGAAAAAUAAAAAACCUUUGGCUCGUUCUUUUGAAAAUACAGAUAUAUCACCAUCUUCCAAUACUUCUAAAAAAAAUAAAAAUUCAAUUACACUUGACAAUUCCUUGGAUACAAUGUCAGACGAAGAACAAAAGAAAUUAGAAAUAAUGCUGGCUAAAGCAUUAUACUCGAGUAAUAUUUCAGCCGACUUUAUAGAAAAUCCUUAUGUGGUGGAACUUUUUAAAAAAUUAAAACCAUCAUUUAAAUUACCCAAUAAAAAAUCACUUUCUGAUGAAUUGUUAGAUAACAUUUAUUAUGAAUCUAAACAUAAUAUAGAAGAAGUUAUUUCAAAUGCACAAAAUUUAACCUUGGUUUAUUGUUCGAAUAAUACUGCAAAUGAAUACGUUCGAAAUUUCAUAAUUUGUACUCCUUUACCAUUUCUUUACGAUUCUAUUUAUUCCGAAGAAAAUUUUCAUACAGCUGAAUGGAUAGCUGAUCAAAUCUCAAAACAAAUUGAGAAAAUUGGAGCUGAAAAAUUUUGCUCAGUAAUUACUGAUACAACAAGUUAUAUGAAAGAUGCAUGGAAACUUUUAGAACUCAGAUAUCCUCAUAUCAUUUGUGCUGGUAGUGCUUCACAUGUUGUGAAUUUAUUAAUUGGCGAAAUCAUAAAAAUAACAGAAAUAGAGAAAACAAUAGAAAGUUCCAAAUCGAUUGUUAAAUUCUUUAAACAACAAAAUUCAGCUUUUGCUAAACUAAAUAAUUUAACUCGUUGGGACUCCCAUUUGGAAUGCUUAGAAUCAUUAUCAUCAUUGUUUAAAUCAAAAGCCGAAAUUCAACUAACAAUGGGAAUUCUGCAAUCUAAUAACAACAUCAACACGAAUCUAAAAUCAGAUUGUUUAGAUCCUCAGUUCUGGAAUCAAUUGGAAGCGAUUAUAAUGAUUUUAGAACCAAUAGCCUUUUUGUUGAAAUUAUUUGAAUCCAACGAGUCAGUACAUUCAUCAAUUUAUCCACUGUUCAAUGAUUUGUUUUAUAAGACGAAACAAAUAAAUUGUCAAUUCAAAUCACAGGUGCUUAAAUUAAUUGGGGAAGGAUAUGAAUCUAUCUACAAGGAUUCGUUAGCAGUUGCAUAUAUGCUAGAUCCAAAAUACUACGAAGAAAACAACAAAUUGGUGAUUGAUUAUGAAGUAAUGGGAACUUUUACUAGUUUCCUUAAUGCAAAAUAUCCCGAUAAAUCAAACGAAUUACAUCUAGAAUUUUUAAAAUUCCGUAAUAAAAUGGAACCGUACAAUGAUCAACUAAUUUGGAGUUGCGUUGAUCAAGUAGAACCAAGUUUGUGGUGGAAAUCUUGGCCAGAGAGCGAAUUGAAAAGGCUUGCUGUCAAACUAUUGUCAAUUCCAACCUCUCCAGCAUCGGCUGAACAGGCCCUUUUAAAUGUUAGCUUUAUUCAUCCGAAACUACGAAAACAUUUAGAUGAUGAAACUGUAAAAAAAUUAGACUAUGUACAUAGUAAUUUAAACAUUGAAGAAAUUCAAAACAAAAAGAAUGAUCCAUUAAAUGUUGAUUUCAAUGAUGAUAACGUCGUUGAAAAUGUUUUUGAAGACUUGAAAACGUUUAAUUUUUGA